ACCAAGCAUCCUAAAAAUAGCAACAUAAAUAUGUAAAUUAUUAAUAAUGGAAUCCAAAUGUCCAAAGACUCCAAAGUCCAAACCCCAAACCCCAAUACAUAAACAUACAGAAAAAAAGCACCGGAUGGCCAGCAGCGGCAUCCCAAAGUAAGCAAGAAAGGAAGAACAUCCUGCUCCCAGUACUAUGGCCUGUCGCUUUCUCUCUCCCCACUUUUGCUCCAUUUUCUUCUUGCUCGUUCCAUUGCUUUCCCUGCUUUCUCUUCCAAGGCCGGUUCUCUGUCAGUGCAAAAGACCUCCGGUUAUCUUCAACUUCGGGGACUCCAACUCCGACACGGGUGGACUUGUCGCCGGGCUCGGUUUCCCUGUCAAUUUUCCCAACGGUCGUGCCUUCUUCCACCGGUCUACCGGCCGGUUGUCCGAUGGCCGGCUCCUGAUUGACCUCCUGUGCCAGAGUUUGAAUGCAAGCUUACUGAGCCCAUACCUGGACUCCUUGGGAGAAGCCAAGUUCUCAAAUGGGGCAAAUUUUGCAGUGGUGGGGUCCUCUACUCUCCCUCGCUUUGUCCCAUUUUCUUUGAAUAUUCAGGUCAUGCAGUUCCUUCAUUUCAAGGCUCGCUCCAUUGAACUUGCAGCCGCAGGUUCCGGGCCUUUGAUCAAUGAUGAGGCAUUCCGGAAUGCACUUUACAUGAUUGAUAUGGGCCAAAAUGACAUUGCCGAUACAUUCUCCAAGAACCCAUCGUAUGCACAGGUUGUAAAAAGAAUUCCAUCAGUCAUUAGAGAAAUCCGCAAUGCUAUCAAGACCUUGUAUACUCAAGGUGGUCGGAACUUUUGGAUACAUAACACCGGGCCAUUGGGUUGCCUACCUCAAAAACUGUCAUUGGUUCAAAACAAGGAUUUGGAUCCGUAUGGAUGUAUUUCAAGUUAUAAUUCUGCUGCAAGAUUGUUUAAUGAAGGACUGCGUCAUUUGUGCCUAGAGAUGAGAUCUGAACUGAAGGAUGCUAGCAUAGUCUAUGUAGAUAUAUUUGCAAUCAAGUAUGAUCUCAUCGCCAACUCCACCAAAUACGGUUUCUCGAGUCCCCUAAUGGCAUGCUGCGGGAAUGGAGGUCCUCCAUACAAUUAUAAUAUCAAGGUGACAUGUGGGCAGCCUGGCUUUCAGGUCUGCAAUGAAGGAUCUAAACUCGUAAGUUGGGAUGGGAUCCAUUAUACUGAUGCUGCAAACACCUUUAUAUCAUCAAAAGUACUUUCCGCAGCUCAUUCUACACCACAUACUACGUUCGAUUUCUUUUGUCGUGGUUGACCACUUACUCGAGGAAAUAAUUAGUGCAUUUUCAUGUCUCUCUGUUUCUUGUUAUUAUUCCUCGAGCAUGACCCUAAUCUUUGUAAAAGAUAAGAUUUUGGUCAAGUUGAAGAGGGUACUUGUAAACUACUUGCCAUUUGCCACGGAAAAAGGUCUAUGGAGGAUUUGCAUAUCCCUCGUAUGACCUAGUUUUGGAUUGUAAUUUAGUAAGUAAAUAAAUUAAUAAAUUAGGGCCAAUUAAUAAUAUAGUUCGAAAAAUAGUUUUUCAUA
Messenger RNA from Carya illinoinensis, 1564 nucleotides. Its product is annotated as GDSL esterase/lipase At1g09390-like. Gene Ontology annotation, molecular function: hydrolase activity, acting on ester bonds. The coding region runs from base 185 to 1294 and encodes 369 amino acids. The transcript has 5 exons. The record is from RefSeq and is a predicted model, not a curated record. Gene Ontology annotation, cellular component: chloroplast stroma. Lineage: Eukaryota; Viridiplantae; Streptophyta; Magnoliopsida; Fagales; Juglandaceae.